Messenger RNA from Marmota monax (woodchuck), 441 nucleotides. RefSeq names its product G protein subunit gamma 13 (gene Gng13). Gene Ontology annotation, biological process: phospholipase C-activating G protein-coupled receptor signaling pathway; sensory perception of taste. Lineage: Eukaryota; Metazoa; Chordata; Mammalia; Rodentia; Sciuridae. Gene Ontology annotation, cellular component: heterotrimeric G-protein complex. Gene Ontology annotation, molecular function: G-protein beta-subunit binding. The record is from RefSeq and is a predicted model, not a curated record. The transcript is spliced from 3 exons. Bases 183 to 386 code for a protein of 67 amino acids.
CAGGUGGCAGGAGAAGGCGGGGCGCCAGCCAGCACUCUGCCAGCCUCACAGCUCAGACUCACUCCGCAAGAACAUCAUCUGGUCCUCGCUGCCACCUCGCCAUAACUUGGCUUCUGCCAUCACUUGACCCUCGUUGUCACCUUACAAACCCCAGGCUGGCCACUUCCGAAGCCCCCGACGCCAUGGAGGAGUGGGAUGUACCCCAGAUGAAGAAGGAGGUCGAGAGCCUCAAGUACCAGCUGGCCUUCAAGAGGGAGAUGUCCUCCAAGACCAUCCCCGAGCUCCUCAAAUGGAUCGAGGAUGGCAUCCCCAAAGACCCCUUCCUGAACCCAGACCUGAUGAAGAACAACCCCUGGGUGGAGAAGGGCAAGUGUGCCAUCCUGUGAGCCCAGGCCCAACUCUGCUUGUGAGAGGUGUGACUUUAUAAAAACUUCUCCAGUA